CCCUAUUCCGUGUUCAAUCUCUGCCUUUCUCUAAUUUUCUUUGAAUUGUCUGUGCAGGUUGCUGUACUAGCCUCAAACAUCCCAGCUAUGUACGAGCUGCAUUUUGGUGUCCCAAUGGCGGGGGCUGUUCUUUGUACACUCAAUACAAGGCAUGAUCCAGCCACAAUAUCAACCCUACUAAGACAUUCUGAGGCAAAGAUUAUUUUUGUAGACUACCAGUUUGCCGAAAUUGCUAAUGUAGCACUUGAUCUACUUUCCAAAACAGCAACAAAGAAACCCCUCUUGGUCCCUAUUCUUGAUUCUCAAGUUGCUUCCACUACCACUCAAGCUGUAGAUGUUGUGGACUUGGAAUAUGAGUCUCUCCUUGCGAUUGGCCAACCGAAAUUUGAGAUCAUAAGACCAAACAAUGAGUGGGAUCCAAUUACACUAAAUUAUACUUCAGGUACUACAUCAAGCCCCAAAGGAGUUGUUUACAACCAUAGGGGAGCCUACCUCAACACUCUUGCAGCAGUACUUCAAUGUAUAGGCACAAUGCCUGUUUACCUAUGGACUUCUCCUAUGUUCCAUUGCAAUGGAUGGUGCUUUACUUGGGGCUUAGCAGCACAAGGUGGCACUAACAUAUGCCUCAGAAAAGUCUCUCCUCAGGGCAUAUUUGACAGCAUUUCUGUGCACAAGGUGACACACAUGGGUGGUGCACCUACUGUCUUGAACAUGAUUGUGAAUGCCCCAGUCAAUCAACGGAGGCCACUUCCGCACAAGGUGGAAGCAUUGACUGGUGGUUCAGCACCACCUCCACAUGUCUUAUUGAUGAGCACAUUUAUUAUGGAAGAACUGGGUUUCAAUGUAUCUCACUUUUAUGGUCUAACAGAGACUUCUGGACCAGCUACUGUAUGUAUAUGGAAACCUGAGUGGGAUUCUUUACCCCUAGAAGAGAGAGCAAAGAUCAAAUCCCGCCAAGGACUGAACCAUCUUGGGAUGGAGGAGGUUGACAUAAGAGACCCAGUCACCAUGGAGAGUGUGGCUCCUGAUGGAAAAACCAUGGGGGAAGUGAUGUUCAGAGGAAACACUGUGAUGAGUGGGUACUAUAAAGAUCCAAAAGCCACACUGGAAGCUUUCAAUGGUGGAUGGUUUCGAACUGGAGAUCUUGGUGUGAAACAUCCUGAUGGUUACAUAGAAGUGAAGGACAGGUCUAAAGAUAUCAUCAUUUCUGGUGGAGAGAAUGUAAGCACCAUUGAGGUUGAAUCAGUACUAUUUAGUCAUCCAGCAGUUCUGGAAGCUGCAGUAGUAGGACGCCCCGUUGAUCACUGGGGGGAGACACCUUGCGCCUUUGUGAAGUUGAAGGAUGGUAGUAAUGCGAGUGCCGAAGAGAUUAUCCACUUCUGUCGGGAACGGUUGCCACAUUUCAUGGCUCCGCGAACUGUUGCAUUUGAAGAUCUGCCAAAGAAUGCAACUGGAAAGAUAGAAAAGUUUGUUCUUAGGCAGAAAGCAAAAGCCAUGGGAAGCCUUUCUAGUAACAAAAUUUAAACCAUAAAAUACCUUAAUAAGUGAAAUUGAAGUAAUUUCAUUGAUUGAGUGAA
Messenger RNA from Macadamia integrifolia, 1577 nucleotides. RefSeq names its product butanoate--CoA ligase AAE1-like. The transcript has 2 exons. NCBI's taxonomy places the organism in Eukaryota, Viridiplantae, Streptophyta, Magnoliopsida, Proteales, Proteaceae. The record is from RefSeq and is a predicted model, not a curated record. The coding region runs from base 88 to 1524 and encodes 478 amino acids.